Molecule: messenger RNA, 5696 nt
Organism: Osmerus eperlanus (European smelt)
Lineage: Eukaryota; Metazoa; Chordata; Actinopteri; Osmeriformes; Osmeridae
Product: sodium-dependent neutral amino acid transporter SLC6A17-like
Biological process (GO): sodium ion transmembrane transport; glycine transport; alanine transport
Cellular component (GO): plasma membrane; synaptic vesicle
Source: RefSeq, a predicted model, not a curated record
AAACAAGUCUUCAAUACAACGCUCGCUAGCUCUCAACGUCUCGCACCGAGCCUCCAACUACCACACCUGCACUCAGUGCCUCCCCUCUACACCCUACACUCUCUCUCUCUCUCUCUCUCUCUCUGCUACUCUGUCUAGCUCUCUCUCUCUCUCGCUCUCUCCCCGCCUGCCACCCCCUCCCGGCUCACCUCCCCCUCCCCUCCCCCCCAGUGUCCCCAAUGCCGAAGAACAGCAAGGUGACGCAGCGCGAGCACAGCCAUGAGCACGUCACAGAGUCCGUGGCCGACCUGCUCGCGCACGAGGAGCUCCUGGACUACAAGAAGAGCUCCCUGACCGUGGGAGGGGCUGCUGGGAAGAAGAGCCCGCUGCCCCCCGAAACCCCGGAGAACGACGGCCGCCCGGCCUGGAACAGCAAGCUGCAGUACAUCCUGGCCCAGGUGGGCUUCUCCGUGGGGCUCGGCAACGUGUGGCGCUUCCCCUACCUGUGCCAGAAGAAUGGAGGAGGUGCCUACCUGGUGCCCUACUUCAUCCUCCUCAUCCUCAUCGGCAUCCCGCUCUUCUUCCUGGAGCUGGCCGUGGGGCAGAAGAUCCGCCGGGGCAGCCUGGGGGUGUGGAACUACGUGUGCCCGCGCCUGGGUGGCAUCGGGGUGUCCAGCCUGAUGGUGUGUGGCUUUGUGGGUCUCUACUACAACGUCAUCAUCGGCUGGAGCAUCUUCUACUUCUUCCAGUCGUUCCAGUAUCCACUGCCCUGGGCUGAAUGUCCAAUCAGGAGGAAUGGAUCUCUGGCCAUUGUGGAGCCAGAAUGUGAAAAGAGCUCGGCCACCACGUACUUCUGGUACCGCCAGACGCUGAACAUCACCAGCACCAUCGCUGAGAGCGGAGGGCUGAACAUCAAGAUGACCCUCUCUCUGCUGGUGGCGUGGAUCAUCGUCUGCCUGGCUGUCAUCAAGGGCAUCGCCUCCUCAGGGAAGGUGAUGUACUUCAGCUCUCUGUUCCCCUACGUGGUGCUCUUCUGUUUCCUGGUGAGGGGGCUGAUGUUGAAGGGCUCCGUGGAUGGCAUUGCACACAUGUUCACUCCCAAGCUGGAGAAGAUGCUGGAGCCCCAGGUGAGGGAGGCGGCCACACAGGUGUUCUUCGCCCUGGGCCUGGGCUGAGGGGUCAUCGCCUUCUCCAGCUACAACAAGAUAGACAACAACUGUCACUUUGACGCCGUGCUGGUCUCUGUUAUCAACUUCAUCACCUCCAUCCUGGCCACACUGGUGGUGUUUGCCGUGCUGGGAUUUAAGGCCAACAUCUUGAACGAGAAGUGUGUCGUGGAAAAUGCAGAGAAGAUCCUGGGCUACCUCAACUCCAAUGUGCUGAGUCACGACCUCAUCCCCCCUCACGUCAACUUCACCCACCUGAGCACCUCGGACUACGCUGAGAUGUACGGGGUCAUCAAGACCGUGAAGGAGGGCGACUUCGCCCAGCUGGGCCUGGAUCCCUGUCUCCUGGAGGAUGAGCUCAACAAGGCAGUCCAGGGUAGUCUGGCCUUCAUUGCCUUCACGGAGGCCAUGACCCACUUCCCCGGCUCUCCCUUCUGGUCUGUCAUGUUCUUCUUCAUGCUCAUCAACCUGGGCCUGGGCAGCAUGAUAGGCACCAUGACCGGUAUCACCACGCCUGUCCUCGACGCGUACAAGAUCAAAAAGGAGAUACUCACAGUGGGCUGCUGCAUCGUGGCAUUCUUCUGUGGGCUGCUCUUCGUCCAACGCUCAGGGAACUAUUUUGUGACCAUGUUUGACGACUACUCUGCAGGUCUGCCCCUCACUGUUGUGGUCAUCCUAGAGAAUGUGUCUGUGGCCUGGAUAUACGGGACCAAAAGGUUCAUGCAGGACCUGGAGGACAUGCUGGGUUUCAGGCCCUACUCCUUCUACUUCUACAUGUGGAAGUACGUCUCCCCUCUGUGUCUCAUCAUCCUCAUCAUAGCCACCGUCGUCGAGUUGGUCAUCAGCCCACCAGGGUACAACGCCUGGGUCGAGGAACUGGCCCAGGAGCGUUUCCAGAGCUACCCUCCCUGGGCCCUGGGCAUGUGCUUCUCCCUCAUCGUGGUCGCCAUGCUGCCCCUGCCCGUCGUGUUCAUCGCCCGACAGUUCAACCUCAUGUCAGACGGCUCCAACAAGCUGUCCGUCUCCUACCGCAAGGGGAUGAUGACGGACAUCUCCAACCUGGAGGAGGUGGACGAGACCCGCUUCAUCCUGGGCGCCAAGAACCCCGGGGAGACACCUUCGCCGAAGCCCGUCAGCCGCGCCUACCUGGGCCCCAUCAAGCCACUGGCCGACCCCAACUCGCUGUCCCCCAACAGCUGCUACGGAACAGGCUACCAGAACGCCAUGAGCCCCCCCUCUCCAAACACGCCCACCACCCCAGAGUCGGACUCAUGAUCACUAGAGGUGAUCAUGAGACCUUUCCAUGACUUGCCGCUCCCCCCCACUACACCCAUAUACAUAUUCACCAAUCAGGACACUUCACCACUCAGCGCCUCCGUGUCUCACUGUCUCCAUUAGGGGGACCUGCAGCACACCUUCACACACAUUCUGAAUGACCUGGUCACGAGUGCACACACACACACACAUAGACUCACCUACACACACAAACCCUAGAGUUUAGAGCAAUCUUUAGCUGAGGCUUCCAAACUAGGAGCCAAACUGUGAAGGCAUCUGAUAUGAGUAUCCCAAAGAAAGACCUUUAGACUAGUAGGAGGACAUUAUAAAUGAUGUGAGGUAUGUACUUAUUUUCUCCACCCACAAAUAACAUUAACUUCGUAAAUGUUUUAUGUCUUGGCUUCUCAUUGCUUCAACACAGGGACCCUCAGUCAGGAAUAACAACAAUCACCCAGGCCCAGCUCUAGGCCCAGUCUCUACACGGCAGUUAACACAUGAGAUACAACCUUCUCUCGAGGAGAAGAGAAAUCUUGUUCUGUUCAGUCCCAAAUGAUUGUAAGCCAUAAACUGUAUAGUAUUAGAUGCAGUGAUACUAAAAACACCCUUGCUAAAUGUGAGUAUUUGUUUCAGGCUAGGUUGAAGCCUGUUUAAGGUUUGUUUUGCAGUUGCCUGUAGGUUUCAAUCCUCCAAGGCCACACAAUUUAUAGCCAUUUGGUGUUGUAGUGUUUUUCUUUUUUUGGUGAGGAAUCUUUCCUUGAGAUUUAAAGUGCCACGCAAUAUUAGAUUGAAAACGGGCAACCUCUCCCCAUAUUGUUUGGAUGUUUUUGCAAUGCCAGCAGUUCGGAGGGAUUUUGUAUGAUGCAAUAUAUUAUCUAUGCUUAAGGCUGCUUUAGAGACAUCAUUGAGUCAAUACACUGUAUGAGACAUUAGCUAUAUACAUGUCAGAAUCAUGUUAGCAUCAUAUUCCUACUUUGUUUCAGUCUCGAUCGUGUUGUCCAAUUGGCUGAUAUUGUUCAAUGUGUAGGAGUUGUAGAAAUUGCUACUACUUUUUUAUGUUAAAUUUUUAUGUCAAAUGUUAUGGUCUAGUGAAACUAUGCUAUGUGUCACAAAAGCAGUCAUACAGACACACAUAUUCCACCAAAGACUGAAAUGUACAUAGCCAGUCAUAAGACACAUGUUGAAUGUGUUGAUCAUCACGUACAUACACCACAGGCAGCAUGACCCUGAACACACAUAGUCCAUGCUGCUGUACUCAGACCGGAACUGUUUAAGGUGUCCAAUUUAAGUGUCUGAAAAGUACAUUAAAAGCACAUUACUUCUCAAAUAUAACUAAUCUCCAGUUUUGCACAGUAACUGUACAGAUCCUUCCCCUGCACAGGUAAACAAAGGCACAGCUUGAGCACAGAACCAGUGAGCACACAAAUAAAUGUCAGGAAGCAUUUAGUCUCAAGAAGGUUUUGCACUAGGCACAAACACUAGAUGCAGCCAAUGUGAUCAUUGUUGCACAGAUACAACUGAAUCCAAUCCAGUUCACAGUGAGAACUUGGUCAAAAGAGCCCCACUGAGCACAACACAAUAAACAACAGCAUUCAAUUCACUUUUUUCUGCUUUGAAUCAAUCAGUUAUGGACCAAAUCACUUGGAUCACUUUUGGACCAAAUUUCCAAUUUGGGGAUAUCUCUAUUGGAUAUCACUAUUAUUAUAUGAUUGAUAUCCAUAUAUUCAUAGGACAAGCAGCACAAGGUUUUAGCACAUUGUAUCAAAGUAUAAUUUAUUAAUAGAACAUGAGUACUUGAUUAGUUCAAACCUCUUAAAGAUAAUGUAACUUGAUCAGUUGAGGCACACCAGACCAUCUGAAUAGAUAAUAACCAGUUACCCCGAGCAUGGACCACCCUCAUGUAACAACAUCACACAUUUAAGACAUUUUCUGAAGAGGUUUCCUUUAUUUUUUUAUCACUGUGUUUAAAGCCAUGGUGUUAAUGAUGAAGAAAUUGACUAUAUUUCUAUUAAUAUAUAUUCUCACUGUGUAUGUGUUUCAUGAAAAAUUAGAAUAUAUCUUUAAAGGUCAGCAAGUGUAUAUUUUCAUUGUGUGAUGUAUAUUUCAUUGUAUAUUUGAAGAUUUCUCUAUUUUGUAGUUUACGUAUGUUCUACUAUGAUUACUGAAGCGUGACAAGAGGACCGAGAGGGAAGGGUUUGUUUACCUUGCUUUGUGAUCCCACUGUAGCCUCGUCAUGUGAUCCUGGUGUGUGGUCAUGUGAUCCUGGUGUGUGGUCAUGUGAUCCUGGUGUGGGGUCAUGUGAUCCUGGUGUGGGGUCAUGUGACCUGGUGUAUGGUGAAACUGAGGAGUAGCACACUGGCUCUUGUUUGUCUCUCAGCUGCUUUACAGGAACUGUGUCCCCCUAGACCAGUCUCCGUUGGUGCACUACCUACUAUCCUACCUGUCUACGUUUGAGGUACUCUAGAACACUCCUGUUUUGUCUCAGGGCUUGGCUGAAGAGCCAGUCCAUCUUGUGAUUGUAUUACAUACAAUUCCUUCUAUCUUAAAGUCUGUAAAUAUGAUUGUGUCUGUGAGAUUCCACAACCAAUAAUCCAAUAAGUAAUGAUUCCAAAAUUAGAUCAAUUUAUUGAAUUAUAUAAAUGUCUUAAAAACGACUGUUUAUUAACAGUCAAGGUGGACAAAGUUACUAUUGAAUGUGAAUAUUACAUGCACUUUUUCACUUGAAUUACAAAAAAUGUUUUGGUUUUGUUUUCUUGUUGCCUAGAAAAUGAUAAGCUCAGUGUUUGCCCUUGCUUGGUCACUGUGUGUUUAAGCAAUAUCUUAUUAUAUAAACUACUGGAGAAACAGCAAGUAAUAGCUGGUUGGAAGGAUAAUAUUCUCUGGGACAAAUUAAUACGAGAGGUAAAGAUUUUCCCCCUCAUACCCAGUGUUGUUGUGAUCUCCGUGUGAGCGUAUAUGUGAAGGUAUGUACAUUUGUCUGAAUGAGGACGUGUAGUAUUUGGUUCCUAAUAAUAAUGAGAUUCCUUUCAAAUCUUGGUGGGUGCAGGUCGUUACCAAGCACAAGUUUCUAACAUGCCCCUUUAUUGUUUAAUAGAGGCACAUUUAGAAACCUCUCUAUGGUUAUCUUAUCACAAAGGAAGUUAUUCCUUAUUAUGUCAUGAAUGUAGAGUAUGUAGGCUUCUUGUGAAAAUAAUAAUUGAGAAUAUCACAAAAAAUACCAAUAAAGUGUAAACAUGUAUCUAUUAUUUGACUUUCACAUUUCUUUUAGAGGCCAAAUGU